Aegilops tauschii subsp. strangulata is the source of this 1067-nucleotide messenger RNA. RefSeq lists its product as uncharacterized. Lineage: Eukaryota; Viridiplantae; Streptophyta; Magnoliopsida; Poales; Poaceae. The record is from RefSeq and is a predicted model, not a curated record.
CGGAGUGCGGGCGCACACUGACACGAGCACUGAGAGUGAGAGAGCAGCUCGCGCCUCACCCAACAAGGUUUCCUUUUCCUUCCUUCCUCGGUAAGCUGGCCGAGAUAUCGAUCGGAUCAGGGGGAACCGCCCCGCCGAGCUCCGGAUGGCGACGGCGCCGCUCGGCGUGAGGCUCCUCGUCGGCGCCGAGGCGCCGACGCCCCUCCAAGAUUCAGCCGAGGACGCCGCGGCCUUCCUCGCCCUGCCGGUCAGCCUGCUCGGGAAGGAGUGCCUGAUGGACAGCGCCGGCAACCUCUACGCCAGGGUCGAGGCCCUGCCCCGCGCGGGCGCGGCCGAGGACGCCCUCCUCCGAGCGCCGGCGGGCGCGGUCGUCGUCGGCUCCGCCCAGCGCCUGCUCGCCCUCGCCGGCGCAAUGAGAGUGGCGGAGCGGCUGGCCGGCCGGACGGCCCCCACGGACCGCGCCGAGCCGAGCACCGCGGCCGACAUGGACAUCGACUCCGGCGGCGACGCCGUCUCCUCGAGCCAUUCGGGAAGGGAUCCGGGCGCCAAAAGGAGGCGCGGCGGCGGCGGCGACGACGCGCACGGCGUGCUCCAGAGGCCAGCGAAGCGCCGGAUCCUCGCGUGGAGGGUGCGCCGGUACCGGUCCCUGGUGGCCAAGGCCAAGGCGACGGCGAGGAGGGCCAGGAUCCGGGCGGUGAAGCGGAGGGCGCCCGCUUGGAAGUGCGUCCAACGGCAGCUCGCGCGCGCCACCUUGAGCUGCGACGGCCUGCACAGAUGGAGCCCCGGCGGCGGCGGCGGAGGAGGAGGAGGAGGAGGAGCUGCGUAGCAAUAGUAAGAUGCGCUGGUAACUAAAUCAGCUCAAUCCUCAUGCUAAUUAGGGAAUGCGGUUAGCACUCUAGCAUUUUGUUUUCCUACUCGAUUAGACAGUUCUCCUUGAUCCGAAUGACAAGGGUGCUCAGCUCAAUUAGGUUGAUCUUUUGUGGUGUUAUCCAAUUACGAUUAGAAAUUCCAUCUUUAUGCUCUGGAAAACUUACCAGUGGGGAAUUAAGCAAGAAUUUAGACAUUUA